This is a messenger RNA of Funneliformis geosporum, 360 nucleotides long. NCBI's taxonomy places the organism in Eukaryota, Fungi, Glomeromycota, Glomeromycetes, Glomerales, Glomeraceae. The record is from the annotation of a GenBank genome assembly.
AUGCAAUCUGGAGUGCCACUUUUACCAACUUUUAAUCAUGAAAAGGAUGUUAAACUUAGAUUAUUGUCUUAUCGUAAUAGUUCAACUCCUGCUGAAUGGCAAUUAACCGAUUAUAAUAUUAUGGAUAAAUUUCAGAAUUCGAUUAAAGCAGACAUUCUUAUAUACGAUGUAAAUAUAGCGGUAUUUAUUCGUAAUUCUUUACCAGAUCAUGGAACUCAGAAACUAUGGAUGCAACAACGAAAUCUGUUAUUCAGUAAUGGUUAUUAUUGUUUCGAGAUUUCUAGUCAUGACAUGGUGGAUGAAACUAUUCGUCAAAUAGUAAAAUUAAGUAACAUUUUGGUUACAGGACGUGAGGCAUAA